Tachyglossus aculeatus (Australian echidna) is the source of this 1784-nucleotide messenger RNA. It is a transcript of the gene SMAD7, whose product is annotated as SMAD family member 7. Lineage: Eukaryota; Metazoa; Chordata; Mammalia; Monotremata; Tachyglossidae. Gene Ontology annotation, cellular component: heteromeric SMAD protein complex. The record is from RefSeq and is a predicted model, not a curated record. The coding region runs from base 20 to 1279 and encodes 419 amino acids. Gene Ontology annotation, molecular function: I-SMAD binding; transcription regulator inhibitor activity. Gene Ontology annotation, biological process: SMAD protein signal transduction; BMP signaling pathway; anatomical structure morphogenesis. The transcript has 4 exons.
CCCCGCCUCCUCGUCCCGCAUGUUCAGGACCAAACGAUCGGCGCUGGUCCGGCGACUCUGGAGGAGCCGGGCGCCCGGCGGGGAGGACGAGGAGGAGGGCGGCGGCGGCGGCGGCGCGGGAGAGCCCCGCGGGGACGGGGCGACGGACGGCCGGGCGCAUGGGGCGGGGGGCGCCCCGGGCGGGACCGCCUGCUGCCUGGGCAAGUCCGGCGGCCGGUCCGCCGCCCAGCCGUCCGGGGGCUCGGAGCCCGAACUGAAGGCGCUCACCCACUCCGUCCUGAAGAAGCUGAAGGAGCGGCAGCUGGAGCUGCUCCUGCAGGCGGUGGAGUCCCGCGGCGGCGCCCGCACCGGCUGCCUCCUCUUGCCCGGGAGGGUGGACCCCAGGCUGGGGCCGGGCCGGGAGCGGGGGACGCCGGGGUCCCCGGCCCGGGCGCCCUCCCCCGCCGCCACGGCCUACUCGCUCCCCCUGUUGCUCUGCAAGGUCUUCAGGUGGCCGGAUCUCAGGCAUUCCUCGGAAGUCAAGAGGUUGCGUUGCUGUGAAUCUUAUGGGAAGAACAACCCGGACCUGGUUUGCUGCAACCCUCACCACCUCAGCAGGCUCUGCGAACUAGAGUCUCCCCCUCCUCCCUACUCCAGAUACCCAAUGGAUUUUCUCAAACCAACUGCAGAUUGUCCAGACGCUGUGCCUUCCUCCACUGAAACAGGGGGAACUCAUUAUCUAGCCCCUGGGGGGCUUUCAGAUUCCCAACUUCUUCAGGAGCCGGGCGAUCAGUCACACUGGUGCGUGGUGGCCUACUGGGAGGAGAAAACAAGGGUGGGUCGGCUCUACUCUGUCCAAGAGCCCUCCCUGGAUAUCUUCUACGAUCUACCUCAGGGGAAUGGCUUCUGCCUCGGACAGCUCAACUCGGACAACAAGAGUCAGUUGGUGCAAAAGGUCCGCAGCAAGAUCGGCUCGGGCAUCCAGCUUACGCGGGAAGUGGAUGGCGUAUGGGUGUACAACCGCAGCAGUUACCCGAUCUUCAUCAAGUCGGCCACACUGGAUAACCCCGACUCCAGGACUCUGUUGGUCCACAAGGUGUUUCCGGGUUUUUCCAUCAAGGCUUUCGACUACGAGAAGGCAUACAGCUUGCAGAGGCCCAACGACCACGAAUUCAUGCAGCAGCCAUGGACCGGCUUUACCGUGCAGAUCAGUUUUGUGAAAGGCUGGGGCCAGUGUUACACGAGGCAGUUCAUCAGCAGCUGCCCGUGCUGGCUCGAGGUUAUAUUCAAUAACCGAUAGCCUCUUGCUCGUCAGGAGCGAGAGCGGACGGCGGGACGUUGAUAACUACUUUGCUGCUAAUAUUUCCCUCCUGAGUGCUUGCUUUUCAUGCAAAUUUUUCAUUGUUUUCUGUUUUGUUUUUUGAGAAAUAGCUUAUGGAAAGUCGUUUUUUGAGGGGGAAGGGGAACCCUUUUGUCCUAGCGAUUUGGAUCAUUUAAGAGAAACCACCCCCUCCCCCCUCCACACACACUCGUCGGUGUGUCAAUGACCAAUUCCUAACUCAGAAGCGGUAGGGGUGGGAGGUAAUUGACUGGCAGGUGUCAUCGAUUUGGGUCAGAACUGAUCCCGUGAGUGUGGUGGGAAGGUGGAGAGAGUGGUGAAACCCGUGUCUAGUACAAUGUAGUGUUCUGUGUGCCUGGUCUGUAGUGGAUCCACAGUGUAUAUUUUUGGGAGAAGGGCAGAAGAUUGCUCUCUUGAAGGAUCUCUCCUUCAAGCUGCCCCUGCAGCUUUAGCUGGUGGGGGAGAA